Molecule: messenger RNA, 770 nt
Organism: Gossypium raimondii (Peruvian cotton)
Lineage: Eukaryota; Viridiplantae; Streptophyta; Magnoliopsida; Malvales; Malvaceae
Product: glutaredoxin-C9
Exons: 2
Coding region: 49-483 (144 amino acids)
Source: RefSeq, a predicted model, not a curated record
ACUACAUUAAUUACACAAAAAAGUCCUUUUUUUUUUUUUUGGUAGUGAAUGAUUAGGAGCGAAUUGGGCAGGUUUUGGCGGCGUUUCUCAGUUUCAGUUGGAGUUACCAUUUCUCUCUUUCUUAUUCUUGUGGUUACUGAGCAAAUGAACCUUGAGUAUCCAUACGAGAUAGUGAAGCAGCUAGCUUCAAGCAACGCAGUUGUCCUUUUCAGUACGAGUGGCAACGAUUGCAUGUGCACCGUGGCCAAACGACUCCUCUUAGGCCUUGGCGUUGCCCCCAUUACCAUCGAGCUUGACCACCAUGUUGCAGGUCCCGACAUUCAAGCUGUCCUCUCUCGGCUCGCCGCAGAUGGCAGUCGACAGCCUAUCCCUGCCGUGUUUGUUGGUGGUAAGUUCCUUGGUGGCAUUGAAACCCUCAUCGCUUCCCACAUCAAUGGCACGUUGAUCCCUCUCCUCAAAGAUGCUGGUGCACUUUGGCUCUAAUGAUAUGAUUUUCUCUUAUAACACCCAUAGUAACUAGGUAGCUAGGGUUUCCGUAUAGCGUAUCAAUAAUGACGGACCUUGUUUCUUACUUGUCAGCUUCUUUGUCUUGAGCAUCAAAAUACGUAUCUAGACUAUUUCAUCGUUUCUUGUCUUCAGCAAACAUUACUCUUAGUUACUAAAUUCCUGUUUGUAGAAAUCCCUGACUUGAGAUCAUCAUCCAAGGAAGAAAAUAAAUUUGAAUAAUCUUCUAAUAUUCGAUAAUUAUUCCUAGUUCUUAGAUUACAAAG